Molecule: messenger RNA, 1188 nt
Organism: Microtus oregoni (creeping vole)
Lineage: Eukaryota; Metazoa; Chordata; Mammalia; Rodentia; Cricetidae
Gene: Kcnk18
Product: potassium two pore domain channel subfamily K member 18
Exons: 3
Coding region: 1-1188 (395 amino acids)
Biological process (GO): stabilization of membrane potential; potassium ion transmembrane transport
Cellular component (GO): membrane
Molecular function (GO): potassium ion leak channel activity
Source: RefSeq, a predicted model, not a curated record
AUGGAAGCUGAGGAGCCACCUGAGGCCAGGGGAUGCUGCCGUGAGGUGCUGGGGAAAGCCAGGAGAUGCUGUCCCGAGGCCCUGGGCAAGCUUCUGCCUGGCUUCUGUUUCCUCUGCUGCCUGGUGACCUAUGCACUGGUGGGUGCCGCUCUCUUCUCUGCAGUCGAGGGCCGCUCUGACCCAGAGGCAGAGGAGAACCCUGAGUUGAAGAAGUUCCUGGACAAGCUGUGCAGCAUCCUGAAAUGUAACAGGACAGUGGUGGACGGCAACAGGAAGGACCUGUGUGAGCAUCUGCAGCGGAUGAAGCCCCAGUGGUUCAAGGCGCCCGAGGACUGGUCCUUCCUGAGCGCUCUCUUUUUCUGCUGCACGGUGUUCAGCACAGUGGGUUAUGGAGACAUGUACCCCAUCACCAGGCUCGGCAAGUUCCUGUGCAUGCUCUAUGCUCUCUUCGGAAUCCCUUUGAUGUUCCUGGUCCUCACAGACAUCGGAGACAUCCUAGCCACCGUCUUAUCCAGGGCUUACAGUCGGUUCCAGGCUCUCCUUUGCCUCCCCCAUGCUCCCUCUCAAUGGUGCUCCAGCCUGUUCUGCAGGAGGCAGCAGGACAGCAAACCCACGGAGGAAACCAUCCCUCAGAUUGUCGUCAGUGCUGGUGCGGGCGAGUUCCUAGACCCCCAGCCAUACGGGGAGCCUGCAUCUCCAAGCUGCAAUGUGGAGCUGUUUGAGAGACUGGUCGUCCGAGACAAUCAGGACAAGCUACAACUACCCAAGCAGCCCGUAGAGAGGAGCAGUUCAUGCCCUGAGCUGGCACUGGGGCGACUGUCCUGUUCUAUCCUUAGCAACCUGGAUGAAGUAGGCCAGCAGGUGGAGAGGCUGGACAUCCCUCUCCCCGUUAUCGCCCUGGUCAUCUUCGCCUACAUCUCCUGUGCAGCUGCCGUCCUCCCCUUCUGGGAGACAGAGCUGGGAUUCGAGGACGCUUUCUACUUCUGCUUCGUCACACUGACCACCAUUGGGUUCGGGGACAUCAAGCUCAGUCACCCCCACUUCUUCCUCUUCUUCUCCAUUUAUAUCAUCGUCGGCAUGGAGAUCGUGUUCAUCGCCUUCAAAUUAAUGCAGAACAGGCUCCUACGUGCCUACAAAACGCUCAUGCUGUUUUUUGCAAAAGGGAAUUUUCACUUUUUGCAAAAGUGA